This is a messenger RNA of Alternaria arbusti, 252 nucleotides long. RefSeq lists its product as uncharacterized. Bases 1 to 252 code for a protein of 83 amino acids. The record is from RefSeq and is a predicted model, not a curated record. NCBI's taxonomy places the organism in Eukaryota, Fungi, Ascomycota, Dothideomycetes, Pleosporales, Pleosporaceae. The transcript has 2 exons.
AUGUCCUCUCGCAUAGUUGGAAAUGACCCCAAAACCUUCACAGAUAACUUCGCAAUCGAGGAGCUCUACAAAGCAGUCCUCAGGUUCCAGCGCAAUGUUCUCAAUUGGAGUAGAGAGAUCGGUUUGGACAUGAACGUUGAAGAGGCUGGUGAUAUUGGGAAACAAGGACUACCUGAUCUGCCCGGUUGGGUGUUGGGAGAAGAAAUUAAGAGAAGCAAGCACGGUGACGAUUGGUUGCAGUGGAGCAAGUAG